CCCGCCGCCGGGCCGGCCAGCAUAAGCCCGGCGACCCGCCACACCACCAUCUCCGCAGGUCUACCUCUCUGAACACUAACAGGAGACGAUAUCUUUCUCCUUUGCAUGAAGAGACAUUUUUGUAAUGUGUGCAGUUGCUGUUCCCAGACCUGGUGGGGAAGAAAAUAAUGGACAUCAUAGGAAGUUUUUUUUCCUUUUUGUUUUUGGAGUUGCAUUGCUGUGCACUGGAUUUCUGCUUUCAGUCUUUAUUUUACAGAGGUGCCCGUCUGGAACCUUCAAUGAUUGCAACAGGCCCCUUAAGAUUGCUGGGCCUGUGGUUGUUGCUGUUGGAUUAGUUUGUGUCUUACUGGCACAAUCAAGAGCUAGGCUGUACCUAAGUCAGAGGCAGAUGCAAGGUGAGCAGGUGUACAGGCUCAUUUUUUGUCAAGGGAACUGUCAGUUUGCCCAGUUUCUUAUCUUUGGGUUUUUGUUUUUAGCUAGUGGAGUGCUAAUUAGUUUCCUGGGCAUUUGGGUUCCUGGAUGUAGCCCAGGAAGGCACAGCCUACAGUAUAAUCAAACCAGCACUUCUGAUGUUGAACUCCCAGGCUGUGGAUUUCUGCCUCUUCAAAUCAUGGGUCCUUUGAUUGUGCUUAUUGGAUUAAGUUUCUUUGUAAUAGCUCAUAUUAAAAAGAAAACCAAUUUAAAUCUCAGCCAAGAAUCUUCUGAAAAUGGAGAACAGCCUCAGAGUCCAGAAUCACUUCAAGUUACAGCAGGUGAUGCUGUAAUGACAUUCCCACCCCUCCCACCACCUUAUUUUGCUGACUCUCUAUCACCACCUGUAACUCAUAAGCCACUUGCCACAGAGCUGCCUAUGAGUGAAAAUCCUCCUCCAUACCACAGUGUUGUAAAUAAUGGGGCACAAUUUGCACAUGUUCAAGGAAUGGUUUCUGUUAGAGAUUACGAACCACUAUAUGCAAUUCCCGGGAGCAGUUCACCUUCAGACAUCUUGCCUACUCUGCAUCUUUCAUCUGAAUUACCUCCAAGAUAUGAAGAAAAAGAAGCAACAGUAAAUACUGAAUAUUCUUCUGGCUCCUCCAUGGCUUAGCCCCUUCUGAGCCUUCCCACAAAGAACUGUGAACUAAAGUUCAUUUUUCUAUGGAAUUGUACACUACAAUUUUAAAGUUUUAAACUUAUUUUUAUAAUAAAAAUUGUAAUGGUUGCAUCUAUAACCUUAAAACAACAAAACUUAAAUUACCAAUUUGGGUUUAGAGAAAUAUUAUGUAACCCUAGGCUUUUUCGGACAACAGUACUCAACAGUUUGGUGAACUGCAACAGCGUUAGAUGUUCAUUGUGUUUUGUUAUGGGUCUAGUGUCUAUUUUUAGCUUUCUUUUAUAACAGAGAAACUAAGUAGAACAUAAA
Emys orbicularis (European pond turtle) is the source of this 1399-nucleotide messenger RNA. RefSeq names its product transmembrane protein 171 (gene TMEM171). NCBI's taxonomy places the organism in Eukaryota, Metazoa, Chordata, Testudines, Emydidae. The record is from RefSeq and is a predicted model, not a curated record. The coding region runs from base 125 to 1084 and encodes 319 amino acids. The transcript is spliced from 4 exons.